GAGACCACGCCUCUUCCGGCCCGCCGCGCUUCCUCCGCGUGUACCUUAAAAUCACUGCCGGCUGCAGCUGUUUUAACUCCGGGGAUUCGGGGCUGGCGAGGUCAGAUGGCUGCGGAGGUGUUUCCAAGUGCGAGGUGGCAGUACUGUGGAGAGCCCGACGACAGCCAGAGCGCUCUACUGGUCCAGUUCUCCAAUGGGAGGCUGCAGAAUCCAGGCAACAUGCGCUUUACCUUGUACAAGAACAACGACUCCACAAACCCCAGAAAGAGGAGUCAGCGGAUCCUGGCAGCUGAAACAGACAGACUUUCCUACGUGGGAAACAAUUUUGGUACUGGAGCUCUCAAAUGCAAUACUCUGUGCAGGCACUUUGUGGGAAUUUUGAACAAGACUUCUGGCCAGAUGGAAGUAUAUGAUGCUGAAUUGUUCAACAUGCAGCCACUGUUUUCAGAUGAAUCAGUUGAGAGUGAAUCAACACUGGAGAGUCAAGCCAAAUCGUUCAGAGAAAAGAUGGAUUCUUGCAUUGAAGCCUUUGGUACCACCAAACAGAAGCGAGCUCUGAACUCCAGGAGAAUGAACAAAGUUGGCAGCGAAUCUUUGAACCGUGCAGUGGCUAAAGCCGCAGAGAAUAUCAUUGAUACAAAGGGUGUGACUGCCCUGGUCAGUGACGCCCUCCACGAUGACUUGCAAGAUGACUCUAUCUAUCUUCCUCCCUGCCACACCGAUGCAGCCAAGCCUGAAGACGUGUAUAAGUUUGAAGACCUUCUUUCCCCUGUGGAGUAUGACGCUCUGCAGAGCCCAUCUGAAGCUUUCAGGAAUGUCACCUCAGAAGAAAUACUGAAGAUGAUUGAAGAGAACAGUCACUGCUCCUCUGUCAUAGAAGCACUGAAGUCUUUGCCAUCAAAUGAGGAGAGCCGAGACCGCCAGGCGCGGUGCAUUUGGUACCUGGACACCCUCAUCAAAUUUCGAGCACAGAAGGUGAUUAAGCGGAAAAGUGCCCUGGGACCUGGAGUCCCCCACAUCAUCAACACCAAACUACUAAAGCAAUUCACCUGCCUGACCUACAACAACGGCAGUUUGCGGAACUUAAUUUCAGACUCUAUGAAGGCAAAGGUCACCGCCUAUGUGAUCGUACUGGCCUUGCACAUCAACGACUUCCAGAUUGAUCUGACAAUGUUACAGAGGGACCUGAAGCUCAGUGAGAAAAGGAUGAUGGAGAUAGCUAAAGCCAUGAGGCUGAAGAUCUCCAAAAGAAAGGUUUCCCUGGCAGCAGGCGGGGAGGAGGAGCACAGACUGGGCACUCUGUCCAUCCCGCUGCCUCCAGCCCAGACCUUGGACCGUCAGUCAAAGCGAAGGAAAAUCACCUAGAGGCGUGCUUUCCAGACACAACAAUUUGGCCAUUCCUUCUGUUCAUUUGCAUUUUUAUUUUUAAAGAAAGAGGAUUAAAGAAGCCGCCUUGCUUUGGCAUGGGUAUGAAGCCAGACGCCAGCCCCUCAGUUGUGCUGGUCUGAAGCGGAAGCAUAAAGCAAGGCCCUGUUGGACUC
Messenger RNA from Cervus elaphus (red deer), 1541 nucleotides. RefSeq names its product RNA polymerase I subunit E (gene POLR1E). The record is from RefSeq and is a predicted model, not a curated record. Bases 106 to 1365 code for a protein of 419 amino acids. Gene Ontology annotation, biological process: transcription elongation by RNA polymerase I; nucleolar large rRNA transcription by RNA polymerase I; RNA polymerase I preinitiation complex assembly. Lineage: Eukaryota; Metazoa; Chordata; Mammalia; Artiodactyla; Cervidae. Gene Ontology annotation, molecular function: DNA binding. The transcript has 12 exons. Gene Ontology annotation, cellular component: RNA polymerase I complex.